Dendronephthya gigantea is the source of this 1426-nucleotide messenger RNA. RefSeq lists its product as uncharacterized. NCBI's taxonomy places the organism in Eukaryota, Metazoa, Cnidaria, Anthozoa, Malacalcyonacea, Nephtheidae. The record is from RefSeq and is a predicted model, not a curated record. The transcript is spliced from 3 exons. The coding region runs from base 53 to 1054 and encodes 333 amino acids.
AACAGUGGAAGAAGACUUAAAUGAUGGGGAAAAUGAGAACCAUUUUCAGGAGAUGUUUGACGAGGGAGAAGCACGAAGUCUAAUGCAACGCCAUGCUGCCAAAUUCCUUUUAUGUUCCAAAACAAGAGGUAUGCUCACCCAGAGUGCCGUGGACUUGGUCAAAGAUUCAGCGAAAAAUCUACUAACUGAGUAUUUGGACAUAGUCAAAAAAUCGCUUGUCGAAAAGAUAAACAGUAAUCCUGGUCAAGAAUUGCAAUUUGACCAAGAUGUGGAAAAGUUAUUUUCAGCAGAGAGUGUCUUCGACGGAGUUGAUUCAGAAUACCAACAAAGAUCAUAUUUUAAGCGUCAUUUCAAUUUGGUGGUAAGUUACCAACCUACCAAACCUGAACCAGCUGCCAGCUUUGUCAGCUUGCUUUAUAUUUUUUUAACUGAUUUGCAGGAACCAAUAGAAGUUGAGAUGGGAAAACAGUGGAGAAGUGAUUUUCGACAAGGGAGAAAAAUACUUAAACGUGUCACAGUUUUUGGUUAUCAAGUUCCAUUAUUAAAGACUUUGGAGGCACUUCUUCAAAACCCAGAUGUUUUAAAGGAAGUUGAAAAUCCACAUUUUUCAUGUGAUGGUGUUCUUCGAGAUGUAAUGGAUGGGGAUUUUUUCAAGAGUCAUCCAGUAUUCUCCCUCCACAGUGAUGCCCUGCAGCUGUUGGGCUAUUAUGAUGAUCUAGAAAUAGCCAAUCCUUUAGGUUCAAAAGCAAAGAUUCAUAAAAUUGGUGUCUUUUACUUUGUGCUGGGCAAUAUAAGGCCAAUGUUUAGAUCAAGCAUCCGCAGUAUACAACUUAUAGCUAUUGCUAAAACAAAAGACAUCAAGUCAUUUGGGAUCGAUAAUCUUUUGAUGCCAUUCAUUGAGGAUGUCAAUUGUUUGGCGAAGGUAUUUUUACUUUAUGCAUUACAGUAUUGUAUGUAUAUAAGAAAAAAAAAAGACAAAAUUCCUCUAGUAUGCAAAUUUGUCCAACAUUAUAGCUUCCUAUAUUUUAGGCUAAUGGUCACUGUUUUACCAUAAAUGGUGUUGCCCGUGUGUUUUGAGGUGAUCUGUUAUUGUGGACUGGAGAUACACUUGGUAGCAACUAUGUCAGUGGUUUCAAGGAAGGUGUUGGAGGAGCAUUGCGAAUUUGUAGGCAUUGUAUGGGAACAAGACUGGAGACCAACAAUAAGGUAAAUAUGCUAUAAUUUGAAGAAAUAGCUUUUUUCCCUGACUGUAAUUUGGGAGAUAUUUUGCUGAGCAAUAAGGGCAUUUUUACAAUUUACACAAUGUGCAUUUGGAUUGCCUUUCUGUUUUAGUUUUUAUCUGAAGACUUUUCAGAAAGAGAUUUGGAUAAUCACAGACAAAUAUGUGCAUGUAUUGAAGAUGAAGAUAAUGCAUUAAACAUCCGUG